Coffea arabica (coffee) is the source of this 1413-nucleotide messenger RNA. RefSeq lists its product as uncharacterized. The record is from RefSeq and is a predicted model, not a curated record. Gene Ontology annotation, molecular function: DNA helicase activity. NCBI's taxonomy places the organism in Eukaryota, Viridiplantae, Streptophyta, Magnoliopsida, Gentianales, Rubiaceae. Gene Ontology annotation, biological process: DNA repair; telomere maintenance.
AUGGCCAAAAAAGAAACUAUUGAAGCCUUUGAUCAUUUGGUUAAAGACAUAAUAGAAUCUGAGCUGCCAUUUAGAGGAAAGGUGAUAGUUUUUGGAGGAGAUUUUCGACAAACUUUACCUGUGAUUGAGCGAGCUUCAAAACAAACUCUCAUAGAAGCUAGCCUUCCUAAUUCACCUCUAUGGAAUAAAUUUCAUAUGUUGAAACUAACAGAAAAUAUGUGGGCCAUUUUGGACCCAGUAUUCUCAGAGUUUCUUUUAAGGGUGGGUGAAGGAAGAGAGCCUGUUGAUCCACAGGGCCAAAUAACCUUACUGAAUGACAUGGUCAUUCCAUAUUAUGAAAAAGAAGAAUCUCUAAACAGGUUGAUAAAAUAUGUAUUUCUAGAUUUAUUGGCUUAUUCAAAUGAUCCUUAUACUAUGAUCAAUAGGUGCAUUCUUACUCCAAAAAACAGUUUAGUUGAUAAGCUAAAUGAUAUCAUGAUAAAAUGGUUUCUCGGAAAUCUUCAUGUUUAUGUUAGCUCUGAUAAAACUAUUGAUCAGCGUCAUCAAGGAGAUUAUGAAAAUUUUCUCAAUUCACAAAAUCCAAAAGGUCUUCCUCCUCACAAGUUGUUGCUUAAAGAAAAUUGUCCCCUCAUUCUUUUGAGAAAUCUGAACCCUAUAGAAGGAUUAUGUAAUGGUACACGUCUCAUCUGUAGAGAGCUCAGACAGCGUACAAUUUGUACUGAAAUAGCUUUUGGCCAGUACCAAGGGAAAAUAAUCUUUUUGCCUAAAAUUCCUCUUCAAACAUCUGAUAGUGAAAAGAACGGCCUCCCAUUUAUAAGAACACAAUUUCCUGUUCAACUUUGCUUUGCCUUAACAAUUAACAAAUCUCAAGGACAAACUCUUGAUUAUGUAGGGAUUUACCUUCGUGAGCCGGUUUUCUCUCAUGGACAGUUGUACGUAGCCUUAUCUAGAGCUAAAACAUCAGCUGCAGUUAAAAUUCUCAUUGAGCCUGGAACUUUUGGAGACAUUAAAGUUGAUUGCAAGACUAGAAAUGUUAAAAUAUUAUUGCCUAUUGUGCCAUGGUUCUUGCAAAAGUAUAAACCAUGGACUGUGGGAUCAAAAGUUCAAGGCAUUAUUUUCAACAAUGACAUCCCUAGAAUGAGCUCAAUCCUUCAAGUUUAUAAGAAAUACAACAUAUCCAAUGCUGAAGUGAAGCCAAUCUUACCAAAAUAUCAUACUGUUGAAAUAACUCAUCAGUGGACAAUCACGAGCAAAACUGUUAUUGAAGAGGUUCUUGAUGAUGAAGAUAUAAUGCCUGUCAAGUUCAACUAUACAAAGUUUACACAUUUGGCACAGUAUAUGGACGAUAAGACUAAAUUAGUUGGUAUAUCUCAUUACUUGAUCUAUAUAAAUAGUAUGCAUAUCUCUGCAUGA